AGCAGCAGAAUAGUUUGAACUAGUUUUCACUGAUCUAUAAUUAACUUUACAACUGUUUAUGAAUCUUUUCCUGCUGGUGUCGACGUAUUGGGUUUUCUGUGUUUGAGUCUGGUUCCAGCACAAGGCCCGUGCAGCAGCAGUGAUGAACUGGUCGGGACUGGAGAGUUUGUUGAGUGGAGUCAAUAAAUACUCCACUGCGUUCGGGAGGAUUUGGCUGUCCAUGGUGUUGGUGUUCCGUGUCAUGGUGUUUGUGGUGGCGGCGCAGAGGGUUUGGGGCGACGAGAACAAAGACUUUGUGUGUAAUACUCGGCAGCCUGGCUGUACCACCAUCUGCUAUGACCACAUCUUCCCCAUCUCACACAUCCGUCUGUGGGCGCUGCAGCUGAUUUUCGUCACCUGCCCGUCCCUGAUCGUGAUGGCUCAUGUUAAAUUCCGCGAAGGAAAGGACAAGAAAUACGAGGAGCUGCAUCACGGCUCUCACCUGUACGCCAACCCCGGCAAGAAGAGAGGGGGGCUGUGGUGGACCUAUCUGCUGAGUCUGAUCCUAAAGGCCGGAUUCGACAUGUCCUUUCUGUACAUUCUGUAUCGGAUAUACCACGGAUACGACUUGCCCAGGUUAUCAAAGUGUUCGCUGGCACCGUGCCCCAACACCGUGGAUUGCUUCAUCAGUCGCCCCACAGAGAAGAAGAUCUUCAUGUUGUUCAUGGUUGUGUCCAGCGCGCUCUGCAUCUUCAUGUGUCUCUGCGAGAUGAUUUACCUCGUCGGCAAGCGCAUCGCCAAAUUGAAGAGGGCCCGCCAGGAGAACGAGAGGUUCCGGUUUGCUGAGGAGCACGAGCUCACCAACAUGGCCCCACCCAGGUCGCAGUAUCGGAAGUCCGAUCCGACGCGGACGGAGAGCCAGCUCAGUUUAAACAAUAAUGACAAGGUCAGAGAAGGAGGUUUUAGUACGACCUUGUAG
Molecule: messenger RNA, 958 nt
Organism: Anoplopoma fimbria (sablefish)
Lineage: Eukaryota; Metazoa; Chordata; Actinopteri; Perciformes; Anoplopomatidae
Product: gap junction beta-4 protein-like
Exons: 4
Coding region: 143-958 (271 amino acids)
Biological process (GO): cell communication
Cellular component (GO): connexin complex
Source: RefSeq, a predicted model, not a curated record